GAAACCGAGUGGCAGCAGUUUAAGAGAAGCCUACUCGAGGCUGCCGCCGAAUGCUGCGGAUAUAAACAGGUUGGCCUGCCGCCUGAAGGUCAGCAGAGAUCUUUAUGGUGGACACGAGAGGUACAACUGGCAGUAAAAGAGAAAAAAGCAGCGUUGAAGAAAUGGCUUGGAAACAAGGAGCCAUCUACAUGCGUGCAAUGUGUCGAGGCACGCAAGGCGGCAGCCAUAGCAGUGGCAAAAGCCAAGGCUGAUUCCUGGGAGAAGUUCGGUGAGACCAUCUGCCGGCUCCGAGCUGAAAAGACGGGCAGCCUCAAAUUCUUGAAGGACAGAUCUGGACACCCACUUACUAAGGAUGAUGACAUUCUUCGAUGGAGGGAGUACUUUGAAGAACUCCUUAACCCCGCGCAACAGCAGGAAGACUCGCCUUUAGAGCAGAAGGCAUCUUCUGAAACUGAUGAUCAGGGCCCCAUAGAAAGGUUCACAGCCGAGUGCGACGUGACCGGCAUCCGUAUGGACGCAUCUAAAAGGAAAAGCCUAGUGCUUCAUCGUUCUCCUGCCCGCUGCUCUCUUCAGAUUAACGGAGAUGCAGUGGAGGAGGUGGAGAAGUUCAAGUACUUCGGAAUUGUAUUUGCUAGUGAUGGAAAAUUUGAGCAAGAGAUCGACCGGCGAACUGGAAUAGCCAGUCACAUUCUGCGUGAACUAGCCCGACCCACUGCGACUAAACCAGAGCUCAGUCUGAAAACUAACCUCUCGAUAUUCAAGCCGAUCAUUCUCCCCAUACUUACCUACGGUCCUGAAUCGUGA
This is a messenger RNA of Soboliphyme baturini, 804 nucleotides long. Lineage: Eukaryota; Metazoa; Nematoda; Enoplea; Dioctophymatida; Soboliphymatidae. The record is from the annotation of a GenBank genome assembly.